CUCGCUCUCCUCUCGCUCAGCCCCCUCACCAUGCCGCACUUCGGAAGUCCCUGCACGCCCUCCCCGAAUCCAGAGAACCGGAAACUCGAGGCGUCGAUAAUAAGCGAGGCCGGCGCGGAGCAGAAGCACAUCGACCACACUCUGCGGGACCUUGCCGACGCCGUGGAGACGCACGACAAGAGCACCAAGGACGCAGUGAACUCCCAGCGCGCCGUCGACGAGGCCGCGGAGACCGCCAAGACGAACCAGCAGCGCGAAGCCCGCCUGGGGCUGAACCUCGCACAGAAGGCCGGGCACCUCGACGACCUCCAGCAGCGCAAGGCACAGAACGACCAACUGCGCGAGUCGGCGCUGGCGCAGAUCCACGCCCAGGAUGCAGACGUGCCAGUCUAGCGCACGCACGACAGCCGCGACAGUGGCGAGGCACCCCCAGCCACAGAGGACGCUCAGGCGCCUGGGGAUGGAGUCGCUUCCGCCGUCUGAGGUGCGAGGUCGGGCCUUGGUGCGGGGAUUUGGAGGCUGCCAAUGCCAUUGGAGAUGAACGCGAGUCGAUGUUAUGCCCGGAGGGGUCCGCACUGCUAACAAUGUACCAUUAGUCCCCGUCCUGUCUGUAUAUGAUUGUGCAAACACACCGCGCCUCAUAUAGC
Molecule: messenger RNA, 647 nt
Organism: Trametes versicolor FP-101664 SS1
Lineage: Eukaryota; Fungi; Basidiomycota; Agaricomycetes; Polyporales; Polyporaceae
Exons: 4
Coding region: 31-393 (120 amino acids)
Source: RefSeq, a predicted model, not a curated record